CUAUUGUUUAUAAUGAAAUAAAAACAAACGUCAUCUUAUGAUACACCAAACAUCUCGCAUAAUGCAUAACACGGUUUCACUUCUGGAGCGAGCGAUCCCACAUGAUCCCGUACAAUGAUUCACUUCAUGAAAUGCGUGGACUUCCUUUUGCGCUCGAGUGUAACUCUUACAAUAAAAACCAGCCACUUCUCGUGUUGACUAUCGGGGGAGUUUAUUCAAGCUUGGGAGUGGCCAACGGCGGGAUUGACGAACGGACGAAUUUUACAUGAUUUAAAACUGUUCGAUACGAAUUUUCCCCGUUAAACAUAAAAUUCGAGUUCCUACCUGUACAUCUUUAUAAGUAGCGUCGGAUUGUGUUACGUGUUGGUUUAGACAAUAUACACCGAGUUCCUGUACUAUGAAUCUGUUAUCGAUGAUGUUACGGUGGAACUUGGACGCCGUACUGGUGUGGAUAUACUUGAGUAUACCUGUUUCUCUUUCCUCGGAGUCACCUAUUAAUAAAGUCUUUCAUAAUCCAAAUUCGCCGUACGAUUUCACGCACCUGUGUGCAUAUGACUCCGACGAAAUAAUCAUAGGAGGAACCAAUUAUAUUCAUCGGGUAUUUGCAGGAAACUUAAGUCUCCAAACUUCACAGAAAAUUGGACCGAAAUUGGACAAUCCAAACUGCUUUUAUUCGGAAGAUUCUACUUGUAAGAAGAAAAUGUACAAUAGCUAUGUUAAAGUUCUUCUUGUAAAUAAACGAGAGCAACCUAACCAAGACGAGCUUAUAAUCUGUACAAGUUUAUAUCAAGGAACUUGUGAGAAGCGUAAUCUGUCCAGCCUGGAAUUGCUGCCCAGCUCAGGUCCUAAAGAAAAACCAAGAAGACCUAUAGUUGCCAAUAAUAAAACAGCCACUACUAUCGCAUUUUUGGCCCCCGGCCCUAGCAGUGAUGGGUCAUCUCAGUCCACUGCUCUGUAUGUUGGGGCCUCCUGGACUAACACCGGACUAAGGGCCAUUAGAAGUCUACUACCCGCCUUCAGUAGCAGGAACAUACUCGACUUUGAUUUCACAUAUAACGAUCUACUGACCAGUUCUUCUACAAUGACGGAUGAGGUUGUCCGAGAUUCAUUCCCUAUUCGAUACGUGUAUGGAUUUGCAUCUAGAAAUUUCAGCUACCUAGCUACAAUUCAAAAGUCUAGCGUUCAAACAAAUGACUAUGUGUCGAAGCUGAUACGAGUGUGUCAAUUUGAUAGGAGAUUUUAUUCAUAUGCCGAGGCAUCUUUAAGGUGCGAGGACAACGGGAAAUUGUACAAUUUGUUACAAACAGCAUAUCUGAGUAAACCUGGUAGUUACCUGGCAAGGGCCCUAGGAAUACCUAAAGACGAGGACGUCCUAUUUGGAAUGUUCGGGUUCGGAAAUCCAGAUAAACCGGUAACAAAGGACAGGAGAUCUGUCAUGUGCAUCUUUCCAAGCAGACUCAUAAGACGGGUGUUUUCCCGUAAUAUUAGAAAAUGUUUCGAUGGUAAUGGAAAAACUGGACCAGAUCAUAUAGUUUCUCCGAGAAACUGCAAACGUUCAACAAUUGAAAUUGGUGAUGAUUAUUGCGGGAAAUACGAAUUUAACACUCCUAUUGAUGGUCCAGAGCCUGUCGUCUCUAGCACGAGCUACGCCAUCGAUACUGCUGCUUCUUCGCUCAUAGUAACUACAACACAUAGCGGUCACACUGUAGCAUUCGUCGGUACAACAAAUGGCGUCGUGAUAAAGGUAAAGAUUGAAGCACCAGGGAUCGCAGAGGAAUACAGCGAGGUCACCUUAGAUGCUGGGAUGCCCAUUACAAGAUACACAUUUACUGAUUACGAUCGCCAACAUCUGUACGUUCUCACUCCUAGAAAGCUUAUCAAAAUGAAAGUGGAGACCUGCACACAAUAUGUUGUCUGCGAUAACUGUAUACGCGAUCCAUACUGCACAUGGGACACUCAAAAAAUAAAGUGUAUGUCAUCGGACAAUGUCUCCUCAACCGAUGCAUUGGUUGGAACUUGUCCAUCAAUAUCAUCUUUAAACAAAACUGGAACGAACAACAUACCUACACUCUUAAUCAUUUCUGUGGCCAACCUACAACAAUUACGCGAAGGUCAAUACGCAUGCUCGUAUAACGGGUAUGGAGAAAAAAUGACGACAACAGCCGAGAGGAUCGAGGACAAUCAGAUACAGUGCAGCAUACCAUGGGAGGAGUUACCGCCCUUUCCGUUACAUAGAGGCUGUAUCAGGAUGAAAUUGUCUGUGCUAUUAGAUGGAACACCGAUAGCUUUCGAACAAAUCGAUUUCUUUGAAUGUGAAGUAACAAACACAUCCUGUUCAACGAAAAAUUGUACUGUUGAUGGCUUUUGGAGUUCUUUUGGGCCCUUUAGCGAAUGGAGUACUUGCAGUCAAACUUGUGGAGGUGGACAACAGAACCGAACACAAUAUCGAACAUGUACCGACCCGCCAAAAUCAGAGGGAGGCAAUGUUUGUGAAGGCCCAGAACAUAACACAGAGACUCGACAGUGUAAUGAACAAGACUGUCCUGUGUACGGUGCCUGGACAGAAUUUCAAGGUGUCCAGAACUGGAGUCAGUGUAGCGUAUCAUGUGGCGAAGGGAACAAAGUCGUAUAAAACUGCGGACCUGCAUCUCAUCUGUCGUCAUAAUAGAAACAGAGGUCUGUAAUGGGUCAGCAUUUGAACAAGAAAUUCGCGCCUGCAUCCCAGGAGAAUGUCCAUCAGCCACUAGUGUGCAUAAACUGCAACAGAUAUGAGAGAAUGUGGCGAUUGUAAGCUUAGCCAUAACUGCCAGUGUAGUUUUAAUAAUUCUGAGCAGCACAGUCUGCGUUUGUUAUCGUCGACAAAUGAAAUCAAGGAAAGUCUUAUCUUCACAUCAAACGACCCGUGAAGAGGAAACAGAACCAAUGCAUUCACAUUACAACUACAUCACUGCAGUUCUAGAACAUUCUGAUACUAUGAAUUCAGUGUACGAAGAGAUUGUAGAUUUGAAUGAAGGUUACUUCUUAAGCCCCAAUGAUACUGGCGAUUUCACAAAUCUGGAAAGCGAGAGAGAAACAAAUGAAACGUCUCUUACAGAACAUCAGUAUAGUGAAUUGGGGAAAACUUCACGGGAGUGCCCGUACGAUGUUCUAAAACGCUCCAUUUCCUCUGAAACCAUUACCAACGUUGCGAGGUAGCAAACAAGUCGCACAUCUCAGAGUUUAACAAUCAUUACAAGAGAUUUGUAUGUUUAUAAUACCUUGUUCUCUUGCUUUCCUCAAAAGAAAGGUGAAGAUAACGAACAGUGAUCAUCUCCGAGUUUAACAAUCAUUACAUGUGUUAUAAUACCAUGUUCUCCUGCUUUCACCAAUAACAGAAAGGUGAAGAUAACGAACAGUGAUCAAUCACUACAAGAGAUGUUGAUGUUAAAUACUACCUUGUUCACAAUCACUACAAGAGAUUCUAUGGUCGUUAUAACGAUCUAGUUCGUCAAUACAACCUCGCAUUGGGUCAAAUGCUGUCUGACGUGUUUCAUACCGAUUGUUAAGCCGUUCUUAACACACUGAUUUUGACUGCGGAUAACUCCGUUUACCUGAUCAGGAUAUGGGGCUCACGGCGGGUGUGACCGGUCAACAGGGGAUGCUUACUCCUCCUAGGCACCUGAUCCCACCUCUGUGUGUCCAGGGGUCCGUGUUUGCCCAACUAUCUAUUUUGCAUUGCUUGUAGGAGUUAUGAGAUUGAUCACUGUUCGUUAUCUUCACCUUGCAUAAAAGGACAAUCAAAUAUAUUUCCAUUUUGAUUUGUAUGGCCGAAUCGAAGGUUUUGAAUGAAUAUCUCCACUUCUAAGAUUGCCAUUUUUACAUCGGAGGAUUUUGAAUUGCCAUUUAUCGAUGUUUAUGACUCAUUUGUAUUUUGUUUUAUUUUUUCUCAUAAAAUUUAAUCUAAAGUA
Ostrea edulis (European flat oyster) is the source of this 3947-nucleotide messenger RNA. RefSeq names its product plexin-A1-like. Gene Ontology annotation, cellular component: semaphorin receptor complex. The record is from RefSeq and is a predicted model, not a curated record. Lineage: Eukaryota; Metazoa; Mollusca; Bivalvia; Ostreida; Ostreidae. Gene Ontology annotation, biological process: positive regulation of axonogenesis; regulation of GTPase activity; regulation of cell shape. Gene Ontology annotation, molecular function: protein binding; semaphorin receptor activity. The coding region runs from base 398 to 2632 and encodes 744 amino acids. The transcript is spliced from 12 exons.